This is a messenger RNA of Acanthosepion pharaonis, 678 nucleotides long. The record is from the annotation of a GenBank genome assembly. Lineage: Eukaryota; Metazoa; Mollusca; Cephalopoda; Sepiida; Sepiidae.
AUGCUGGCUGUUGUUGACGACGACUACCGUCGGGCAGAACACAACAUGUUGGAACCAGCCUACGGUGCUAACUUAUUCAUUUUCUGGUGGCUAUUUAGCCUUGUGCAAGUAUGUGGUCAAAGAGUAGCCAAAUAUUUUCGGACGAUAAAGUUUCGGAGCUGGACGUUUUCCUUCAGUCAUUUUCUUCCUUUGUCAUUUCAAAAGAACGUAGAGGAGUUACAUAAUGGAAUUAAUGGCCCGUAUUCCAAUCAAGAAACUCCAACAGUGAUCAUUGGUGAGUUUUCUCAUAUUUUCAAUAUUAUCUAUCUAUCUAUCUAUCUAUCUAUCUAUCUAUCUAUCUAUCUAUCUCUUAAUACGCACAUACGCAUCUAUCUAUCUAUCUAUCUAUCUAUCUAUCUAUCUAUCUAUCUCAGUUUAUUUUGCUCUAUUUAUCAAUGUAUCUGCCUGUCUUUGAAUGUCUAUCUGAUUGUUCAUUUACAUAUAUUCAUUUUACUCUCUUCAUAUCUUUGUCCAUUUACAUCUGUAUAUCUAUCUGUUUGCAACGAUAGCGGGUUGGCUCUCAGCACGAGUCGUCAAGGCUCGUAUGCAUAUAAAUAUCAAUAUUUCCGACUCACAUUUACAACACAAAAAGACAUUCCACAUGUAAUGACCUCAUGCAGAUUUCCCAUUCCUUCGUAG